AAAAUUCAGAGGGAGAAAGAGAGACACAACUCUCCCAAAUCAAUCGUCUCUCUUUCUCUAUCUCUGUUAAUGUGAUUCUUCGUGUUUCUCCCAUUUUUUUCCUUCUUUUCUUUUUUCCCUUUUACAUUUGUAUUUUUCAUUUUGUUUUUCUUUUUUCCUUUGAUUUUUAGUGUGUGUAUUUGUGUGUGAAUCCAUUCGUGACAGACAUAUAUAUUGAGAGCUAUGAAUGAGAAGGCGUUUGUUACCAAAGAGCUCAAUGCCAAACAUGCAAAGAUACUGUUGGGUCUCCUUAAGCUGCCCGAAAACAAGGAAUGUGCAGAUUGCCGGAGCAAGGCUCCACGAUGGGCAAGCAUCAACCUUGGAAUAUUUAUAUGCAUGCGAUGUUCUGGAAUACACCGCAGUCUUGGAGUACACAUCUCGAAGGUAAGGUCUACAACGUUGGACACAUGGCUUCCCGAGCAGGUUGCAUUCAUGCAGGUGAUGGGAAACCAGAAGUCGAACAGCUAUUGGGAAGCAGACUUACCAGCACAGUUCUACAGAAGUCCAAUUGAAACCUUCAUUUAUGCCAAGUACGUGGAUAGAAGAUGGGCUCCAACAACCCCACAGCCAAUCCCAGAGAUCUGUGCAGAAAGCACCUCCACUAGAAAGGAAAUUCCAAAGAAAGCAAGAAGAUACUCUUUGGAUGAAGAAUUUUUCGUCAAGGAAAUGCCCAAAAUUGCUCCUCCAAAAUCACAUUGUCGUGCGGAGUCUUUCAGUUUUAUGGACGCCAUUGAUUCAGCUCCGCCUCUUAUUAGUUUCGAAGGCUGUUCAUCUAGUAAGAAUGUUGAUACUGGUACGGAUCUGUUCAGCCUUCUCUACGUGUCAGAAGAAACACAAGAUCGUACAGUUGUGCCUCCAUCGCGAUGGGCUUCUUUUGAGUGAGCUGAUGCAUCAAUUGGAAUUCUGUUAGAUUCCGAUGAACCACUGCCAUAUACAUUGCAGUGAAUGAGGAAAAAUAUUCAAAGCACACACAAAUAUAUAAGGUACUUCUACAUAACUUAUGUCCCAUACAUAAUAUGAGAAAUGUUGGUUAGUCUCUCCUCUGUUACAUCAAGACCACCCAAUCUCUGUCCAAGUGAAACACCAUUAAUUGUUUAGUGCAAUAUGAAAUUUGGAAGAUCUCAUUACGAAAAUAUAUGUAUCUCUUUAAAUCUCAUCCUAAUACAAAGAAAAUUUCUCCAAACUAGUA
This is a messenger RNA of Salvia miltiorrhiza (redroot sage), 1228 nucleotides long. RefSeq names its product probable ADP-ribosylation factor GTPase-activating protein AGD15. Gene Ontology annotation, molecular function: GTPase activator activity. The record is from RefSeq and is a predicted model, not a curated record. NCBI's taxonomy places the organism in Eukaryota, Viridiplantae, Streptophyta, Magnoliopsida, Lamiales, Lamiaceae. Bases 223 to 921 code for a protein of 232 amino acids. The transcript has 8 exons.